AUGGCAACAAAAAUCAUCUUCUUCACAGUGAAUGGGAGACCGGAGCAGGCUGAGUUCCCAGUGGAUUGCCCUGCCCAGGAUGUCAAAGAUCUGUUCCGCUCUGCAGCAGAGGCAGGACCUCAUGACAUCCUGAAGUUGUACAAUCCUAAAGGCAACAUCAUCAACAUCUCCCCAAGCCUGGACCCCAACAGCCCAGACUCCUGCUACAAGCUGGAGGUGGUGGCUGCCGACUGCAACAGUGCAGAGCUUGCUGGUGCACUAGGAUUUGACCUCUCCUCCAUGGAGAAAAGACUGCAGGGCCUGGAGAAGAAAAUUAUGAUCAAGGCCGGCGAGACGCCUGCAGUAGUGUAUGAGAUGAAGAAACAGGUGGAUUCAUUCCGGGAGAAACUAGAGAGUGUGGAGCAUCUGAGCUGGCUGGGAUUGUUUAAAGACCUGUCAGAGGGAACACACAAGCCCUCCCCAUUCUACCACAAGAGAACCCUCCAUAAAACCAGGAAGGAGUGUGAGCAUGUACGGGAAAAGUUCCUUCAGAUGAGCUCCCUGGAGGUGUCAGAAGAAGUAAAGCAGUACUUAAAGACCCCAACCUUUGAUAACUGGCAGUGGGAGGACGCAGAGAUCAUGGUGCUCCUGCAAGUCAUGUACACAGACUUAGAUUUCAUAGCAGCUUUCAACAUUGAGCCCGAAGUACUGCAACAGUUCCUGUUUGAGGUCUAUCGAAGAUACAACAACAUCCCUUUCCACAACUUCAAGCACUGUUUCUGUGUUACCCAGAUGAUGUAUGGUUUGAUCUGGCUGACUGACCUGAAGAGUAAGAUGGACAGCGUCGACUUGCUGAUCAUGCUGACCUCUGCAGUCUGCCACGACCUUGACCACACAGGAUACAACAAUGCCUAUCAGAUAAAUGCUCGGACUGAACUUGCUCUCCGCUACAAUGACAUCUCUCCACUGGAGAACCACCACUGUGCAGUAGCUUUUGAGAUACUGGAGAAGACAGAGAGCAACAUAUUCAGGAAUUUGUCCAUGGAUCAGUACAAACGGAUAAGGGAAGGGAUCAUCAAAUGCAUCCUAGCCACUGACAUGACAAGGCACAAUGAGAUUCUCAACAAGUUCAAGUCCAUCCUGCCAGCUUUUGACUUCACCAACAAGGACCACAGAGAUGUGCUGAUGAUGAUUCUGAUCAAAGUGAGUGACAUAUCCAAUGAGGCGCGGCCCAUGGAGGUAGCUGAGCCCUGGUUGGACUGUCUUCUACAGGAAUUCUACAACCAGAGUGAUGUGGAGAAAUUAGAGGGUCUUCCAGUCACCCCCUUCAUGGAUCGGGACAAAGUGACCAAGCCUUCAUCUCAAACAGGCUUCAUCAGAUUCGUCCUUUUGCCUCUCUUCAUCGAGCUGGCCAACCUCUUCCCCUGCUUGGAGCAACACAUUAUCAACCCGGUACGGAAGGCUCUCGAUUACUACACAGAGAUGGAGAAAGCGCUGGAGAGGGAGCAACAGAACCGAGCUCAGAGUGAGAAUGCAGCCAAGAAUAAGGAGCUGACUGUGGGCACACAGAGCACAGCUGACAGCCACACAGAUGCUGGGCCCGAAGCCUCGAAACCAGACGCGCUCUGA
Molecule: messenger RNA, 1608 nt
Organism: Epinephelus fuscoguttatus (brown-marbled grouper)
Lineage: Eukaryota; Metazoa; Chordata; Actinopteri; Perciformes; Serranidae
Product: high affinity cGMP-specific 3',5'-cyclic phosphodiesterase 9A
Exons: 14
Coding region: 1-1608 (535 amino acids)
Biological process (GO): cGMP catabolic process
Molecular function (GO): 3',5'-cyclic-GMP phosphodiesterase activity
Source: RefSeq, a predicted model, not a curated record